GCUCGUUGAUCGACUUCCGUCCUGAUCGGUUUACGCAACAGAUCAAGACGGACGGUAUCGAAGAGGAAGAAAUUUUUGUCGGACGAAGAGAAAAUCCUCGAGCGAAAGGAUGUUGCGCGUCGUAGCGUCACGCGUGGCUUCGGCGAUGGUGCCCCGAGUAACGGCCACAAGCCUCGUCGGUGUGCAGAGCACCAGGGCAUCCCACGGUUCCAGGGAGUCCGAUGAGGAGUUCGAUCAGCGAUAUGUCAACUUCUUCAGCCGCAACGACAUCGAUCACUGGGAAAUUCGAAAGGCCAUGAAUGAUCUGGCUGGUAUGGAUAAUGUGCCAGAACCAGUCAUUAUAUGCGCAGCAUUGAAAGCUUGCAGAAGAUUAAAUGACUUUGCGCUCGCCGUAAGAUUCCUAGAAUCUGUAAAAGAUAAAGCUGGACCACAUGCCGACAAGGUUUAUCCUUACAUUCUUCAAGAGAUCAGACCCGUUUUGGACGAACUAGGCAUCAGCACGCCCGAGGAGCUAGGUUACGACAAGCCGGAAUUAGCCUGCGAAUCAGAAUACCAUAUGUAACAGGUUAAAAAUUAUAUUAUAAAUAUUAGUAUUUAUAUGUUCUCUUAGCUGCUGCUUCAGGUGCAUAUGAUAAAGAAUAAUUAUCAGCAAGACAGAACUUUCCAUGUAUCUGCAUUAUCAGCAGCAUUGUUGAAUAAAAAACACGAUUGUCAUAAUUAAUGUCUAUCGUUCAUUAAAAAUUAAACGUAAUUAAUAAUAUUAUACAUGGAACUUGUCAGAAUUUAAUUUAAGACUUAGUUGCAAAAAUAUAUGAUAAUAUUAAAAACAUUUAACAUUUGCAACAAAUAGUGAUCAUCUCUAUUUUUGGUAAGGAAAAAUCUGUUCCAAAUUGCUUCAAGAAAUUGUUGUUCAAAUCACAAAUUUCGAGACGUUUUAUGGAUUAUUUAAAGAUUGUCGGAAUCGCCUUUUCUUUCCGGACGUCACAUAUGUUGCAUUGUAAACGCGAUUCAGUUGUAUACAAUUGUAUUGGCCAAUAUUAUUCAUUAAUCUCAAUGUCAAGUAAUUAAUUUGGAGGCAAAAUUGAAAUGAUGAUACGAUAACAUAUUUAUAAAUUAUAUGACAUGGAGAUUGGGAUAAUACAGCAGAAAAGAGUCAUGUACACAUACGUCUAUAAUUAUCUAAAGUCGUAAUACAUAUUUUUUUUGUUUCUUGAAUGACAUUUAACUUAAUUUAUGCUCCGUGUGUGCUUUGUUACAAACAACAGAGGGAAAAUAUAACAUGUUUAUCUUACAUA
Messenger RNA from Formica exsecta, 1295 nucleotides. It is a transcript of the gene COX5A, whose product is annotated as cytochrome c oxidase subunit 5A, mitochondrial. The record is from RefSeq and is a predicted model, not a curated record. Gene Ontology annotation, cellular component: mitochondrial inner membrane. The coding region runs from base 110 to 562 and encodes 150 amino acids. The transcript has 2 exons. NCBI's taxonomy places the organism in Eukaryota, Metazoa, Arthropoda, Insecta, Hymenoptera, Formicidae. Gene Ontology annotation, biological process: mitochondrial electron transport, cytochrome c to oxygen.